AUGAUGCCUACCCCACCGAAAUGGUCUCGAGGCCCAUUGAACGAACUCCACCAGGCCGCAAUUCGUGGUUCUGCCGAGCGUAUCAAUUCCCUGCUAACCAGGGGCGUCAUAAACAUCAACCAAGGCGAUCCGGCGGGCCGGACUCCCCUCAUGUGCGCCGCCCAAAAGGGCUGCCCGCGCGUUGUCGGCAUCCUGCUGAACAAGGGAGCCAACAUGUCGAUAGCGUGUGACAUGGGAUUUACUGCCUUGCUCAUUUCCGCUCAAAUUGGCCACGUGGCGGUGACUACAAGAUUGCUGACAGCCGGUGCCGACCUCGAACAAGCCGACAACCAAGGCUUCAGAGUGCUACAUAUGGCUAGCUCAAACGGGCACUCCGAGGUGAUGAAGAUACUGAUGAAUGCGGGCGCGAACGUUGACUGCCGCUGGUUCGGUGGAGAGACACCGCUAUACCUGGCGGCGUCGAAGGGACACGUGGGCGCGAUGCGGCUGCUCGUUGUUGCGAAAGCGAACCCGUUGUUUGCUGUAGGACAGUGCAACUCAGCUCCCGUUGGAUAUAGCGGCAAUAGGAGGGCAGUCAGACGCGGUGCACCAGCUGAUACAGCAGCUAGGGAUCGAAGUCUGUACCCCGAGACAAAAGAAACAACGGAUAGCUGA
Molecule: messenger RNA, 654 nt
Organism: Ectocarpus siliculosus
Lineage: Eukaryota; Phaeophyceae; Ectocarpales; Ectocarpaceae
Source: the annotation of a GenBank genome assembly